UUUGAAGUUGUAGGCGAAAGGAAAUUGGAAUAAGAUUGAACUCCCGCCAAACAUAAUUACAAAAAGAAGUUGAGCAGAAACUGAGCAGGGAGACAAUGGAGCUGCGAACCCCUCCUUCCAGUGCAAGACGAAACCCUCCUCGGAGAGCCAAAUUAGCAGCUGCAGCCUCAGUCUCAGCCUCUGCACUGAAGAAUCGUCCCCAGUCUUCCAAGAAGUUACAUUCCUCAGAACAACAUUCUCUGCCAUCUUUGUUGGAAUCUCCUCCCUUUUUAUUCACGGCCAAAACAGUUUCGAAUCCCACAGAGGAAAAUGGUGCAAAUGUCUCCCAUUCCACUGAGCUGGCUGAAGAAGAGGCCUCCCAGCUCCCUCGAAAGAGAGAAGCUGAAGAAGCCUCGGAUAUAAUUGAGGUCUUGGCUGCCAUAGAAGAAAAUCCAUCGGAGAACAAUAUUCAUAGUCAUCCUUCGACCAACACAAAUCCGGGGUUAAAAAAUUUACAGAUUUUUCUCCGCAUUCGGCCGGCUAAGUUCAAUGCAGUGAGGAGAUCAGUAAUUGGCAUUCCGAAGGCUUCUCGUCAGAAGCUAAAGACAAAGAUGCUGCCCAGAGAAGAGGAGCAACACGUUUGCCUACAUGCCAACGAUUCACACUCUGUCACUCUCACCCCUCCUCCCUCGCUCGUGGAGGCCAAACGAGCUAAAACUGAAGUCUACACUGGUUUUUCUCACGUCUUCCUUCCUCAUUCCUCCCAGGAGGAUGUAUAUGAAACUGUCAUGCACCCUUUGGUCGAAGAUUUUGUGGAGGGUAAAAGUUGCUUGCUAGUUGCCAUGGGGCCUACGAGUUCAGGCAAGACCCAUACAAUGUUUGGGAAUUUUACAGAACCAGGCGUGAUUCCCCGUGCUUUAAAGGAACUUUUGUCUCCUGAUAAAGGCAAUGACUCCAGAAUGUCCAGGAGUUACUUUAUCUCAAUGUUUGAGAUAUAUUCUGAACGGGGAAGGGGUGAAAAGAUUUUUGAUCUGUUUCAAUGUGGAGCAGAGUUGAGCAUACAGCAGUCCAACAUUAAGGGGCUGAAAGAAGUUGCAAUUUUAAGUGUGGAAGAGGCUGAGUCCCUUCUCAAGCAAGGCAUGGAGAAACGCACUACUGCAGCAACCAAUGCUAAUAGUCAGUCGAGCCGAUCACAAUGUAUCAUCAAUGUUCGAAGUAGCUUCACAGUGGUUGAUGGACAGAGGAAUGAAUGCAAACUGGGUGAGGCAGUGCUGACAAUUGUGGAUCUUGCUGGGGCAGAAAAGGAAAAGAAAACUGGAAAUCAGGGCAUUAGGUUCAAUGAAAGCAACUUUAUCAACAACACAUCAAUGGUUUUUGGCCUAUGUCUACGAGCAUUACUUGAGCAUCAGAAAAAUCCAAAAAGAGCAUUAGAAAAGCAUUAUCACAAUUCUUUGCUAACAAGAUAUUUGAAAGAUUAUUUAGAAGCCAAAGGUCGAAUGGUCAUGGUGCUAAAUGUGUGCCCCGGGGAAGAGAAUUAUGUUGAUACAUCUUUUGUCCUUAGACAAGCUUCACCCUAUGUAAAUAUAAAGUUUACCCCGUUAUCCGAAGAAUUACCCAAUUUUCCUAGACCUAAAAGAUCCUCAAGUAUAUUAUCAAAACAACUGCAGCCAAGACGAAAGAAGCUUCGUCUCUCCCAAGAGAAUUUGCAAUUGAAGCAUGGUAAGGGACUGUCAAACAGCCAAGCUUUAGUACGGAGGACAAUGGGGGACAAAGUAAAUGUGGAAGAUGCUGUAGCUAUUGUGAAAGAUACAAAUGCUUCUUGCAGCCUUUCGCCUGUGGAUGCCCCUUGUGAAGGCAAAGAGCAAAUACAUAUCAGGGACCCUUCUCCACUACUUUUCACUGAAGAAGAAUUGAGAGAGAAAAUAUCUGUGAAGGUUGAUGAACAACUUAAAGAGAGAGAAGAAAGACUUCUGGCAGCAUAUGAAACAGCUUUAUCUAAUGUGCUGAAAGAUCACCAACUAAAAGUGAAGAUGAUGAAAAAGAACAGUGAAGGGCUUGAAGUAGAGCUUAAAAAAGAGAGAGAACAUUGUUUGGAGCUAUUAAACGAAAUAGCAAUGUUAAAGGAAUGCUGUGCUUCCUUGGAACAUGAAAAUGGGAACUUACAGAUAGCUCUUAUAUCUGGGAACAUAAUAUCGAAUUCUGGAUCUGAAUAUGAGAAUUCAAAACCAUUCCUUAUACCCCAAGAUGUUGGCUGUCAGAAAAUUGUCAAAGCUGAACCAGUGAUAAGGAGUGAUUGCAAUAGUAACACAUUAUUGGUGGUAGAAGGUGAAGCGGAAGUGAUUAGUAACAGUUCUCAGGCCUGUAUCACAGUUGAUGAAGAGGAAGAAUCUUGUACAUGUUUAGAGAACAAUGAAACUGGUGAUGUCAAUUGUGAUACAUCAUUGUCAGUCAAUAAUAAAUCUGGUUGUUUGAGUGGUGAUGGCUUCAAAACUUUUCAAAUUGUUGCUUUUCAUGAGGAGGAUACAACUCAGCCAUGCAAAGGUCUUGUGGAGAAUAAACAAAAUGCCAUAUCAAAAUUUGAAGAAACAAUAUCUCCUCUGGUCUUGGAAGCUUGUCACAAUCAAAAUAACCUUUCACACAAGAGAGAUGAGAAAAUAGAAGAAGAAAAUGUUAAUACUUUGUUGGUAUGGAGAAAUGCAUGCAAAUCACUUGCAGAAGAGGGGCAGAGUUGUGUAAGUGGUGCAAAUAAAUGUCUUAAAGAGGAUUCAGACAAUUUAACUGAAAUAAACAAGAAUGAUAAUGCAGAUAUAAUAUCAGCGAAUAAUUCCUUGGAAAAAUUCAAUGUUGACCUUGUUGAAGGUGCUGAAGUUGACCAAUCUCAAAACAGCAAGAUGAUUGAGAUAUGCGACUCAGUUCCAAAUGCUAAGUGUCGUACAUGUAAUGAAGUCAAUGAAAUUCUGAAAGAGGAUUUAGAAAGUUUAUCUCAAAUCAAUAAUAAAGAGAGCAUUGAUGUUGUAUCGGGGACUAAUACUUUUUCAGGAUUCAGUCUUGUAGACCUUGAAGUGAAAGGUGCUGAGAUAGGUGUGUUUGAGAAUGGAAAGGAGACACAUGAAGAAGAGAAGAUUUGUGUUACUGGUAAAGAAAAUAGAGUUCUUGAAGAUGAUGCAAAUAAUUCGAUAGAAACCAACAAGAAAGAUAAACUUGAUAAUUUAUCAAAUGCCACUACUUUGGAGAACUUCAAUGUUGACCUUAUUGAAGGUGCUGAAGUCGACAGAUCGGAAAACAGCAACAAAAUAGAGAUAUGUAACUCAGUUACAGAUAAGGAGCUUUAUGCACGGAACGGAGUCAAAGAAAUUGUGGAAGAGAAUGUAGAAAAUGUACCUCCAACCAAUGAGAAAGAGAACAUUGAUAAUAUAUUAGGGGCUAAUAAUUUGGCAAAAUUCAGUGUAGUUCCUGUUGAAAAUGCUGAUAUUGGAUCAGUUCAAAACAAAAAGGAAAGUGAGACACAUCAAGAUCCUAACCAUUUUUCAGGGGCAAAGUCCAAUCUUAAAAGGGGUCGGAUGCUAGCUUCCUCAUUGUUAAAUAGGAAAGUGGAUGCUGGUAUUGAAGACAUCAAUAGAAAUGCUAUUGAAUCUUUUGAAGGGAAGACAUCAUCAGCAUCAGAUACUGCCUCCGAGGAUGACGUUGGACCAAUCGGACAUUGCUUAGAGGAACUUUUAGGUCUUUCUCCAAAUGAGAUUGAAAAUGGCGUAUGGAAACAAGAUGUUGAGUGCAAACGUAAAAUUUCUGAUUUGCUUGAAAGGCAUGGUGGCGUUCUUGAUCUUCACUUGUUGAAAAAAGUUCAUUCACACCAAAGGUCUUUGUGUUUAAGAUAUUGCUUUGCAUUGAUUUGCAACAAGAUGAGUUGUGAUAACCAGUGGGUGUCUCUCUCUGAAAAUGUCCAUCCAAAGUCAAGGCAGGAAUUUUUCCGGGCAAUAGUGAAGGCCCAAACGGUUGGAAAAGCAGCUUCCCAUGCUCGACAGGGUUUACAGCAGGAAAACAUAUUAAAAAAUACAAAUAGUUGCUUCCCUAGUUCAGGUGGAUUGGUGGAGGUUCAAGACGCACAAAUUGAUUGUGGAAGUCCAUAUCAUGCUAAUUUUCCUCCAAAGGCUUUGUUACUGAAUCCUGACUGUGUAGAUUCUUUAGAGUGUAAAAGAGAAAAUAUUUGCUUAUCAAGUAAAUCACCUCGAAGGAAACUGCUUCCAGCCCCAUCAAUGCUUGUAAAAGGAAUUGAUGAUAGAACUGUUGAGGAUGAGCUUCCAAUGGUUUUUGAGAAGUCAUGCCAGAAAAGUUCGAGCACAAAAAUAGUAGUUGCAACUCGAGGGAGGAUGUCACUUGCUAGAUUGUUAGCAGGAAGCAGAUAAAAAUAAAAAUUGGAUGUGACAAUUUUGCAUAUGUUAUGCUUUUGAGGUCCAGUGAUUUUAAAUAUUUUUCUUUGAGUGCUGCUGACAUAAUCAUAGCUUUAACUGUUCCAACUAUCUGAGUAGAAUUAUCUUCAACUCAAAGCAGCAAGAGAAGGAGCAGGCUUCUAAAGGACUCGAGCGGUUGAAGCAACCAGUGCCAUCAGUGGCUCCAUUGACCAUUUGGUCUCAUGGAUGUAAUUGAAAUCAUUUAAUUUCAUUUCUUUCAUGAGUAAAUAGAGCUGUGUGAUGCCCGUUACAUACAGAAAAGUCUACAUGGAGCAAUACCGUUACGUUAAUUGAUUGUCACGGGAAAAACCUCAUUGGAAAAAGCUAUAGAAGUAAUCACUCGUUUGCUUAAUGAAUAGAAAUUCAAUUUUGAAGAUGCCUUUUUAUUUUCAGGAGGAGAAGAUGGUGAAACUGCCAUAUUUGUUUAAAUUGGGCAUCAUUAUUUGGUAACAGCAUCAUACUAGCUGUUCUAAUAAAACAUUGAAGUUAAAAUCUAUACAAAUAUGGAAUGACGGGAUACAAUAUGAAUAUUUUCCUUUAAGAAGACCAACCAUUGAAUGCUUA
Cryptomeria japonica (Japanese cedar) is the source of this 4991-nucleotide messenger RNA. RefSeq names its product kinesin-like protein KIN-6. The transcript has 22 exons. Gene Ontology annotation, molecular function: ATP binding; microtubule binding; microtubule motor activity. Gene Ontology annotation, cellular component: kinesin complex; microtubule. Lineage: Eukaryota; Viridiplantae; Streptophyta; Pinopsida; Cupressales; Cupressaceae. Bases 96 to 4382 code for a protein of 1428 amino acids. The record is from RefSeq and is a predicted model, not a curated record. Gene Ontology annotation, biological process: microtubule-based movement.